Messenger RNA from Eurytemora carolleeae, 357 nucleotides. Its product is annotated as protein argonaute 2. The transcript has a single exon. The record is from RefSeq and is a predicted model, not a curated record. NCBI's taxonomy places the organism in Eukaryota, Metazoa, Arthropoda, Copepoda, Calanoida, Temoridae. Bases 1 to 357 code for a protein of 118 amino acids.
AUGCAAGGAGCACAAACAGAAAGAAAAAUAGGUGAACAUAGAGGAAGACAAGGAGGAGCACAGAGAAGAGGAUAUGGAUUUGGAGGAAGACAGGGAGAAGGAUUUGGAGGAAGACAGGGAGAAGGAUUUAGAGGAAGACAGGGAGGAGCACAGAAUAGGGCACUGAGAAGAGGAGAAGGAGAAGGAUUUGGAGGAAGAAAAAGAGGAGCACAGAAUAGGGUGCAGAGAAGAGCAGAGGGUGAAGGAUUUGGAGAAUUACAGGGAGGAUCACAGAAUAGGGUUCACAGAAGAGAACAAGGAGAAGAAUUUGGAGGGAGACAGAGAGGAGCGCAGAAUAGGGCAUGGAGAAGAAUUUAG